Molecule: messenger RNA, 2023 nt
Organism: Sciurus carolinensis (gray squirrel)
Lineage: Eukaryota; Metazoa; Chordata; Mammalia; Rodentia; Sciuridae
Gene: Ppil1
Product: peptidylprolyl isomerase like 1
Exons: 5
Coding region: 673-1116 (147 amino acids)
Biological process (GO): protein folding; protein peptidyl-prolyl isomerization
Cellular component (GO): catalytic step 2 spliceosome
Molecular function (GO): peptidyl-prolyl cis-trans isomerase activity
Source: RefSeq, a predicted model, not a curated record
AAUCGCCUCUGAUGGAACUUGCGCUUUUCGCCCUCCUUCCGCCCAGCCACUUCUCGCCUGGUACUCCAACCUUGGAAGAAGAGUUCUUCCUUCUCUUAGUCCCAUUUGCCUAAAUCCUGGAAUCGAAAGGGUUGAACAGUGGGGACCGGAAGUGUGCGCAGCAGCAGCGGGUCCCCAGCAAAUCACCGGAAGUAGCACUUGCUAGAGGAGGAUUCCGCCGGCUUCGUUAUGGCAGCCAUUCCCCCAGACUCCUGGCAGCCGCCCAACGUUUACUUGGAGACCAGGUGAGAGGGUGGGGGUCGGUCCCUGGGGCUGGGCUGGCGGAGGCGACACGGAGCCCAGGCCUCGUCCUGGGCUCGGUUCCCCGCGCGCUGCCCCCAAGAGGCCAGGCUUCAUUCACGUCAGAGAGCGGGAAGCGGCGACCGUGAAGACCCCUGAGGGCGGAUCGAGGACCGCCACUCCUGCGCCGAGCACUGCACAGGCCCGCGCUGCGACCUCGAGACAGCUGCCUGGUGUUCGUCCUCCUUGCACUCCGUUCACUCUCUUGCUCAUUCAUUCAUUCAACAAACGAGGAGUGAGUCCACAAGCCAGGCAGGGUCUUGCUAAGGUGGCAAGGCUGGCCUUUUACUUGGAUCCUCCUGCCUCAGACUCUGGAGUAACUGGGAUCACAGCAUGGGAAUCAUUGUACUGGAGCUGUACUGGAAACAUGCUCCCAAGACCUGUAAGAACUUUGCUGAGCUGGCUCGUCGAGGUUACUACAAUGGCACCAAAUUCCAUAGAAUCAUCAAAGAUUUCAUGAUCCAGGGUGGUGACCCAACAGGGACAGGUCGAGGUGGUGCAUCUAUCUAUGGCAAACAGUUUGAAGAUGAACUUCACCCAGACCUGAAGUUCACUGGGGCUGGAAUUCUCGCAAUGGCCAAUGCAGGGCCAGACACCAAUGGCAGCCAGUUCUUUGUGACCCUUGCCCCGACCCAGUGGCUCGAUGGCAAACACACCAUUUUUGGCCGAGUGUGCCAGGGCAUAGGAAUGGUGAAUCGAGUGGGGAUGGUGGAAACAAACUCCCAGGACCGCCCUGUGGACGAUGUGAAGAUCAUUAAGGCAUACCCUUCUGGGUAGACUUGCCGCCCUCGUGGGUGUGCCCAGGUCUUCUGCAGGGGCCUCAGCAAACCAGCUUCCAGAUGACCAAGAGUGACAUGUAACAACUUCAUUUUGGCCUUGAAUCUGUUGGCUCUAAGGGAGCUUGGGGUCUUGGGUGAGUUAGAGAUGGAAGUGUACUUUAACAGGAUGCUUCUCUUUUCUUUGCCUAGUGCCUAGGCUGACAGGGCAUUUGCAGAAAUGCCUGUAUAUGUUUAUUUACAGGUUACUGCCCACUGUGGAUGACCCAUAUUUCUCCUUGCUGUGCAUGUCUGCUCUGAUACACUUGGAACAAAGUGAAGCAGGCUGUGUCAUCUUACAGAGCCUAAACAAACUUGUUCCUGGAGAGAUUUAUAUUCUGGCCUACACUGCAGUCUCUGGUAGCUGACAGCCACAGAAUUCAAAACCAAGUAGUGUCUAUCAGCCUCGUUAACUCUGCACACCCCAUCUUAGUCUCCUAAGUCUCCCUGUUCUUCCAGGGAACGUGUAUGUCUCUAUAUUUUCCCUCUCAAAACCAGAACAUCAACACUGCUGUUUCUGAUGCUUAAACAUCCCACACAAAGCCACAUUGAAUUUUUGCCAAAUGAAAAAUGCAUCCAACAAUCAAGUUUCUAAAAAGGUGCCAAGCGAGGAAUGAUAAUGUUUAAUAAUUGAGAAAGGAAUUUAUUAGAAGGAAGCAGAGGCAUUGACCAUUUUUCCCCCAGAAGAAGUCUGUAGUGAGCACAAGGAUAGACUGCAUUCUCCUUCAGAGCUGCGCUCUCAAGGAAAAGUACCACCUAAGUUUUUUAAUCUAAGACGUUAGAGAAAUCAGAUGAGAGAUUUUUGUACAUUAAAAAAAAAAAAAACUUUCUGGGUUUAGGGGAGGAAUAGGGAUGAGAGGAAGUUAAUA